AUGCCCUUUAUCGCUCAGAAACACCGAUUUUUCCUUGGUCCUUUCCCCGUCUUUUCCAACAGUAUGGAACCGCUAAUGCGACUGUUCGGUUGCUGCCAACACCCCUGGGGCGCUACGCGUCUCUACAACGACACCUCCAUGGUGGACGAGGACGAUGCGGCACUGUUGGGACGCAACGUCCGCACCUCCACGGCCAUUCCCGGUGCCAGAGCCUACGCGCCAGGCAAGUCGACUGUCCACCUGGAUCUCUCCUCUGCCGGCCAGUAUGUGGUUGUCCUGAAGAACAACACUCGCAUUUGCGGAACGGGCGGGGCCAGAGCCAACACCCCUAUCCUCCAGGACAAGGCCUACUUCGAGGUCAAAGUUCAGACAGCGGGCUCCUGGGCUGUUGGCCUCUGUCUCAGUAGGGUGGGUUUUACCCCCUGUGCUUGACCUCUCAAAAUAAAGGGGGGGGGGGCGCAGCUGUGUCUGGCUGUUUAGGACUGGUGUUCGAGUGAGACUCCCGCAGGGGGCUGCGCUGUAGAGGCGCUGGGCCAAAACGGAGGUCAAAUGGGAACAGGGCAAAUUUGUUAAUCGGACUGCGCAGUCUGCGCGAGCCCGUAACUACUGCCGUACGCGGGAGGGGUGUGGCGGCACGCUUAGACAUAUGCCUUCACGCCGUGUCAGUCACCGCGUCCAAUCCCCGCAACAGGCUUGGACAGUCGACUGGUGCAUGGGAGAGUCCAUCGGGACGGCACAUCCGCGCAUUCUUCACUGCAGUAGCUCUGACCCGCCACGAGUCGUGGCGUGGAAGGCUGCUGCCAACUAAUGGGAUCACUUGGUCCUUCUCAGGACUGAAAGUCAGACUCAACGACUCCUCCAUGAUGUGGUCCUUAUGGGAACCUCACAGACAUGAGAUCAGAGCCUCUCCUGCAGCAGUCUAGUACGUGCGGGUCGUGCGUGGCACGCGUAGACGGUAUGUUUGGCUACGUCAGCCACUGCUCCCCCCAGCCUCCUCCUCCGAUCUCCCUGUCAUUGGAAAAAGGUGGGUAAUGUAAGAAAAGAGUGUGGUUGAUGCUGUGCCAGUCCGUCCCACAACAAGCUGGUUCACACACACAGAUCGCUUGUGCUGAAUCCACUUCAUGGGACACAUUGUGGCCGGUCGGACUGUCUCACUUCUCAGUCCGUAGUUCCAAUGCCCUUUGUUUAUCACCCUACGCCUUUGUUUUCGGCCAUCGGGCAACUGAAGCGACCUCGUGGACUUCUUGCCCGACUGAUACAUCACCUACAGUGCCUGACCGAUCUAAUGAAAUGUUGACCAAAAUUCUGAGGCGCGUUUUCCAUUAGGAAGGAUUACUUAGGUGGAGUUGUAAUAUUAAUUAGCAUACAGCAUAAUCCUGUAGUAUUUCGUACCCGUCAGGAUGUCGGCUUUUGAAUGCACUUCUUGUCGACCCCCUGCAGAAACCAUACUCGGUAAAAAAUGACUACUUAUUUAGCAUGCAUUUUUCACAUUGAUUUUUAAUGGCCCCAUAAAUUCAAAUAUAUUUUUCAGACAACAUGCACAAAUAUGGUUUCUUUUAUUCUUUUGGUCAAAAAUCAUAUUACCUUCACAUGUUGUACUCGGGGAAAUGGUAUAUUUAGGUUUUGAAAAAGUUUCUCGCUCCCUGAAUUAGCGUUUAGCGAUUUCAGUCUGCAAAAUGUAUACUUUCCGCGUAGGGAAAGUCACAUAUGCUUUGAAGAAGAGACCAUAUAGAGUUCAUGAAUUUUUUUCAAUGGAUACGGAGUAUGUUUUGCAUUUCAUGAGGCGCACUGGUAAACGGACACGUGCGAUGAUGUGUUUAUGGACACCGCACGGUCUUAAAAAUCUCCUAACUAGAAACUUUUCCAAAACCGGAAUAUACACUUUUUCGGCUCUAAAAUGUGAACACAGUGUAAUUUCCUACCAAACAAGUACAAGAAGGCAUAUUGUCGUGCAUGGUUUCUGUAAAAUAUAUUUUAAUUUAUAAGACCGUCGAAAAUCAAUGUGAAAAAUGCAUGCUACUUAAGUAGUCAUUUUUUUACUGAGUGUGGUUUCUGCAGGAGAUUACAAAUAAGUCCAUUCAAAAGCAGGCAUUCUGGCAAGUCCGAAAUAUUGUAGGAAUGUUUCGUGGUAAUCAGCAUUACUACCCCACCUAAGUAAUUCUUCCUAAUCGAAAACGCGUUUCAGAAUUUCAGCCAACAUUCCAUGAGAUCAGUCGCGCACAGUAUCUUUUUGCUCUUUGGAAGUCGUUUUGUCCCGAAUGUUCUAAACUCUCUCACAAAAGGUGUGCGGUUCUAAAAUUAACUCUUCUUCCAAAGGACUAUUCUGUGCAGCAUUCAUGAUUUUGCAGCUCAACAAUAGAGGGAAUUUUACUGUCAUUUCUAUUGGCAUGCCGUUACGCUAGCAUGCCUCACGAAGGCCUCAAGGAUUGUAGGUUAGAUUGGAUUAUCUAAGUUGGGUUGUAAUAUUAACUAUCAUGCAGCAUAAUCCCGCGAUAUUCCAUCCGCAUGAAGAUACCGGCCUUUGAAUGCGCGUCUCCCCAGCGAAGUGAAAAAACCAAACUUGUUAGAAAAUAAUUGAUGGCAUAGUAUGCGUUUUUCCAAUGAUUUUGUAUGUUAUUACCGACAAAGACAAGGAAGACUGGAAUGGCCAUUUCUGGCUUAUUAGCCGUCGUCAGCCAGUCAUACCCAACCCCGAAGUGUGGAACACCCGAGGCCCGAACUCGCGACCUGUUAGUUAGAAGUCCACGCCUCUAACCACUGAGCCACGAGCCCGUUGCCCUGUCGGUUUUCGAUCGAAAAUGUACAGCGGUAGGGGGCGCUCACCGAUCGUUCAUACGGAACUUACUCGUUCCGUUGUGCCGUACGGGCUCUCUCUCGAGUCCAACCAGCAGCCGCACAGCGGCGCAUGAUAUAGGCAGAAUAACUGGAAUGGCAAUUUCUGGAUUAUUGGACGUCGUCAGCCAGUUAUGCCCAACCCCGAAGUGUGGAACACCCGAGAUUCGAAACGAUCGGUGAGCACCCCUCUACCAUCGUAUAUUCCCGAUCGAAAUCGACAGGGCAACGGGCUCGUGGCCUAGUGGUUAGAGGCGUGGACUUCUAACUAACAGGUCGCAAGUUCGAACCUCGGGUGUUCCACACUUCGGGGUUGAUAGGCAGAAUGGUAUUACCGACAAAGACAAGGGAGACUGUGCGCCGCUGUGCGGCUGCUGGUUGGGCUCGAGAGAGAGAGAGCCCGUAAGACACAACGGAACGAAUGAGUUCCGUAAGAACGAUCGGUGAGCGCCCCCUAUCAUCGAUUUUAGUUGUGCUUACAAAUCACAACCAGACGUAUAGAAAUCACGCACAGAAAUAUCCUUUUUUGCACUCAUUUUGUAGUGCAUAACGCCAUCUUUGCUUUUCUUUCACUCAGAGUUAGGGCAUUUUUACGUUUUAAUGUGUUUGUGAUUUUUGGCUGUGGAAUGUUUUUUGCGUGGUGCAUCGAUGCUACCUACAUUCCAUGCAGCGUUGUCCACAUCUACUGAACAUUUUUCUAAGCCAUGUAUGGCAACUUGAUAGGUCGGAGAAAAUUAUUGUUUUUCUCAACUAGACCAUUUACGGCCUGUAGCCUGGAAACCCCAAACACAAAUGAAGCGGCAGCUGGCUUUCGAAAUUAUUUAUAAAACUUCGUAAACUGGAAUAUACCAUUUGUGUGAGUAUAAAAUUAGAUCGAGACUUGAUCUGCUGCAAAAUCAGUGUUAGUGUAUGUACUUUUUAUGAAAUAUGUUUAGAUUUAUAAAAUCAUCGGAAAUCACUGGCGGAAAUCGUACUACCUAAACGGACUUCUUUAACGGCUGUGGUUUUUCAUAGGCGGUCGGACAGGUGUGCAUUCAAAAUACGGCACCCCGGCUGGACUGGAAUAUUUUUUUGUAUUAUGCUGCGCGAAAAUGGGUAUUUCAACCUCACUAAGUAAUCCCUCCCAUGUUAAUUUGUAGCUUAGCCAUCCUGCUAAUAAUCCCGUUAGUUGGUCACCUACCGUAUAGGUAGUACGGGACCCUUUAACUAAAACGCCGUGUGUGGAGUUAGGUACCCCGUGGACGGGCUGUUGGGCCCUGCCUCAUCUUUGGAAUUUUGCGCGUUUGAGGUAAAUGCAGCACAAACCUGCUUCAUUCCCAUGUCAUUAUUAUUCCCUCACCGAGACGGUCGUUCUUUUCAUUAGCGACAAUUAGUAUUGUUGCGUAUUAUUGCGUCCUAUACCUAGUCUUUUUUUGUACCAAAAUGUCGUUAAAAGACCGCCAAAUUUUCUGUCAACGCGAGUCAAUCUUGUUCGCGCCGAAUGACUAGUACAGAUCAGUGGAGGCGUCAGCGAAGCGACGAGUUCAAGCGAAAUGUAUAACAUUGUUGACGCGAAAACUCUUCAUACCCGUCGGCGAAGGAGGUUGUCCUCAUGUGAGACGAAUUAGUGAGUUAAAGGAAACAAAAAUAUUUGUAUGAUUAAGAGGAAACGGCUUUAGCAACCGCAUCCCAGAGAGUGCUUUCCAACACAGCGUCCUGUAAGUUGCAGCAGCACGUUUCUGCCGUACUGUAAGUCGCCCUUCAUGGUGAGAUGAUUUCAUCCUUCCAAAAAAGUCUACAACGUUAAAAAUCCACUCCUUGUCAUGCGUCUUCCAAACUUGAGCUACGAUUCCUGAGGCGUCAACUUUCCUCUCCGCAUUUAUCCGCUGCCAACGCCUUCUCGAGUAUUUGUCUGUGCGCGCCUUUACUUCGCGCGAACUCCGUCCGACGUAAACACCGUCGCACUCAUGACAUGAGCCAAAAAGCCCAGCCUGCGCUGUCUGGAAAUCUUUCAGUUUGCCUUUCCUGGCUGUUUUGUAGAAUCUGCCGCCAGUUGUUUGUUUUGGAAGAAUCGGUGAUAUCUGAUGGCACAUCAGACGCCUGAGGUGUGCAUUAUCAUGUCCUUUUUUCGUGACUUCACAUAGACUUAUUUUACACCAGCAGGAGGCUCGAGUUCUCGGCGUUUUUUUUUCUUAGCCGGGGUCAGGGCAGUUAUCCCGCGCGGUCACUGUGUGCUUGAGUCUAGCCACUUCCUUCGUAGGUCGCAGUUCCUUAUAAGCAAUGUCGUUAUUUUACAUUCUUCUCUUUAUCACUGUGACUUGGUGGAGGUGUUGACGACAAAACUUCAUGCCGCAACAUCGGACAGGCGGGGCAGCGAGGGACGGUGGGGACCUCAAAAAUGGCCGGCGACCGUCAGAGACCUGUUUGGGGGGGAUGAUUUCACAGGUAAACUACACUAAAUGAGGUCUCACUAAGAGUCGGGCCUCUGACUUUGUUUGUGGGAGGGUCCACUUGUCUCUACUGCCAUUCAAAUAAAACCCCUCUCAGAUGGCCACCUUACACUGAUAGUUCGGCCGUCCAGGUGAAGACGUCCACCGUGUUCCGAGUGGAUGCUGCGCCGUUGACCUGCACUGUGCCGAUCGCACUCGCCCUCCCGCACCCACUUUGCUCCGACGGCAAGGUAAUGUCAAAACGAUCAGAGAUGCGGCAGGGGGGAAGGCCGGAAUGUGCAUUCACAGUGUGGCCGGACGGCGAGCAGUUAGUCAGCAUUUGUGGGUGUUCUUCGGAAUUGCACCCGUGUUGUUCUUGUUGCCGAUGGCGCUGCGACUCAUGCGAUGGUGUUCCGCGGGGCUAGUCUGAGACCUGGAUAUACAAAGGGUAAUUUGGCGAGCUUACGUUUGCUUUCGAUAAAUUUACCGCCGGUCGACCCCAGCGUUUUUCGAUCCGGAAUCUGGUCGCUUAUAACGACCGUCGUGUAUCACCUGUUUAAUCUGUAAUUUCAACUUUCCUUCCGCUUUGUUCUACCCUCAAGACGCCUUGUUUUGGCGUUCACUCCUAUGACGAUCUCUUGAAUUUUCCUAAGACGUCCGCGAAGUUUCUGCUGCCGUUAGAGUGCUGCUGUUCUCGAUGUUGGGCAGAAAACCGCCGUCAUGAUGAGUUGCCCUUUAGACGGCAGUAAGUUAGCGGCCGGUCUCAUUAAAUGUUGACCGCUAUUCUGAAAUGUGUUUUCUAUUGGGAAGGAUUACCUGGGGAGUGGAGGUUGUGAUAUUGAUUAUCUUGCAACACAAUACUGUGAUAGUUCAAACUUAACAGGGUGCUGGCUGUUGAACGCAGUUCUUUUUGGUUGCCUACAAUAGCUGCACUCGAUGAAGCACUACUGAAGUAGAAAGAGGGAUAUGCUUUAUUUUGGAAGAAUCAUUCCAAAAUCUUCAGCAAAAAGGCCUCAAUUCACAGUGGAUAAAUAUGGGUACGCAAAACAGAUAACACCAGAAGAUCAAAAGCGAUCUCUGAUGGCUGAAAACUGUAACUGUCGACAUUAUGAAGGGUCCCCGGUGAAGGAGUUGCAAAAUUCCUGUCAGAUUUUUCUUCCUUCAAAAUGGUUCUAUCUUAGUGUGCUGAUGAUCUCAUUAUUGUAGUUCAGAUAAACAAAGAGGGGUGAAAAUCAGUACAUAAUGAGUAAAGCGGGCUAACGGUUGUACAUUUAGGAAAAUUCCCAUGUGAGUGGAGAGCCGAAAAAAGUGACAGCCUAAUUUCAAAAGUUUGCCAUGCCCUUAUAAAUUCAAAUACAUUUUGUAGAAAACAUGCACAGAAAUAUUCUUUCUUAUACUUAUUUAGUAACAAAUCACUUCCUCUUUGUAUUUUAUUCUUGACGACACGUCUUUCGGUUUUAAAAAAGGUUUUUCUUUUCCGGAAUAAUUUCGAGUUCAUUCUGCCGUUGCAUUUGCAUUUAGGGUUUCAGUCUACUAUUUGUACACCUUUUGUGCAGGAAUUAGCAUGCAUUCCUUUCUGCUAUUAAGGAGAAACCACAUAGGAGCCACAAAAUUUUGCAACGUAUAUGGGCUAUGUUGUAUACUACAUGAGAUGCAGACACGAUGCUGUUUGAGCAGACAUUGCCCGACCUCAAAAAAUUAGAAACUCUUUAAAAUCGAGAGAUAUUAUUUCUACGAAUACGAAAUUUGAGGACGACGUGGUUUAGUACUAAAUGAGUACAAGAAGGAGUAUUUUUAUGCAUGUUCCCUACAAAAUACAUUUUAAUUUGCCGAGGCAUCGAAAAUUAAUAGAGAAAAUGCCUGCUGCCUAAGUAGUCAUUCUUUACCGAUUUCAGUCACUGUAGGCGACCAAAAAGAACUGCAUUUACAGCCAGAGUCCUGCCGUUUCUGAAAUAUCUCAGCAUUAUUCUGCAAGAUAAUCAAUAUUACAAACCCACUUAAGUGAUCCCUCCUAAUUGAAAAUGCAUUUCGGUCAACAUUUCAUGAGAUCGGUUACUGACUGUAGGAGUGGAUUUGUGGCAAGCAGCGUAGCCGCGCGAUUGGUUUAUGAGAUCAGGACACACACACGCAGACUUGUGUGUGCAUGUUGAUAAGCCCUUUUUCGCUCCCACCCCCCCCCCCCCACCUGACGACCGGUGAGAAUGUCCUUUUAGAUUCCGGCGCACCAUACACCGCAGUUGUGCUUUCCGUCGGUUUAAUCUGUUCCGGUCACACUGCCAGCCUGCCGCCUAGUCUGACGCGCGAAAUGGUCUGGCCGACGUAUAUUUAAGGCUGAAUCAUCUAGUUUCAGCAGUUGCCUGUCCUUUUGCCGAUUCGAUUGACUUUCCGGUGCUAAAGGGGUGCCGCAGUAGUUAGAGGUUCAUACGCCUGCUUGCAACAGCCAAUUCGGCCAGAAACGACUAUUUUUGCGUUGGGGGACUGCAAUUUUGUGGGACAAAGACGCGGGAACCGGAAUGGGUGACCGUUUUGUCUAUUUUUUCUCAUUAUGACGUUAGACUUCUAACUAGCAGGUAUCGAGUUGGAGCCUCGGAGGUUGCACACCUCGGGGUUGGGUACGGCUGGCUGAUGACGCCUAACAUGUCAGAAGUGGCCGUUCCAGUCCCACUUGUCUUUGUCGGCACCAUCUCAUCUACCUAUACUAGUAGUCGUUGUGCGAGCGUUCUAGUUUGAGCCCCAAUGCACAGCGGAGCAAGCACUUCCGUAACCUGAUUGGUAAGCGCCCGCAUAUCUGAUCAUUACCGACAGGACAACGGCCUCGUGGCUCAAUGGUAAAGUGUCCAACUCCAUGACUAAAGAUUCCGGGUUCGAAUCUCAAGCAAUCCACACUUAGGGUUGGGCAUGACUUGCUGAUGGCAGCUAACAAGCCAGAAGUGACCAUUCCUGUCUCUCAUGCCUUUGUUAAUAUCACCUUCUUUACCUAUACUUCCAGUCGCUGUGCUACCGCAUGCGAGGGUUCUGGUUUGAGCCCCAAAGGCACAACGGAACGGUAAUGCUAUUCAGUCAGCCCGCAUUGUUGUAAUUUACGACCGGCCAUUAACUUUGUAGAAAAUUGGAAGGUUGUGGUUUAUCACAAAGGGACUUUAAUCACGCCAGUCUCACCUAGCCACUAAUUUUCAUGACCGAGAACCGCACAACCACUGUGUAGGAGUCAUCAGUUUACGUGACUCUCGUUUCUUCUCUGUCAUCAAGGGGCUUGUGGAUUACUUCAUUCCUAUAGACAGACACCCACAGCCAGGUGCUCCGGUCAACAAAAACGCACAGUUUAGUUGGGACAGUACUGAGAGGAUGUGCGCCUGUGCUGGAAAAGCAGUGACACGACAGCCACUUCUGUGGGGAAGAGACAGUGCGGUAGAUGCUGCGCAAGUCUGCUAUCACUACAAACUAAUUCACACACAAGUCACCGUGUCUGCUGCACCUUGCUGGGUGCACCACCGACCUCAAUUUAGGUUCCUUCGCUUAUCGUGCUACAAGGGCGGGACUGGCGAUGGACUUGUGUGCAGCGGGUGAACUUGCCUUAAUGUGGCUGCCCCCUCCUGCAUACCGGAUCUAGGUUUCGCCCCAAAAUUGUCUGACCUUGGAGGGACAUGUCGGCUACCCGUAUCUGUGUUGUUGCGAGAUGUAUUCCGAAAGUGUCCUUUCUUCGCGUCGACGGCACUUUCGCCAUCAUGAAGUCUUCUUCUCCUCCUCCCUUUCUCCUCAUACCGGAAGCAUUCACCAAAUUGGCAUGCUCGAUUAGAUUAUUUGACACAUUCAUCCAACCUAGUCGCCUCUGUUCGCGCGUUUAUUUGGUUUUCUUCUGUCGUUAUCAUUACCAACAGGCUGAUCUGAAUACCCUGAGGAGUCUGCGAGAGCAGAGCAGUGUUUGGGCGCUCUUCAGCGAUGGCAGCAUCUGGAAUAAUUCAGUUCAGCAGGCCCAUCUGGACACCCCGGUAGAGGAGGGUGAUGUGAUUGGCCUCUACUACGACCACGCGGAACUCACCUUUGCUGUCAACGGGAUUCCCGUAAAGCUGCGUCUACCGCCAGCCUCCACCGAUUCGGACCAUCAGGCGGUCGUCUUCCAGAAUGGCCUCAUCGGCAUCCGCGGCACUGUCUUUCCCGUAUUUGCCACCGACGAUGGAGCCAUCCUUGACACGCGUUUUACCAGUUUCCACUAUCCGCCUCCGCGCUCCUCGGGCUUCACCGAAAUCCGAUUAGAGCACGAUAUCAUUUGA
Spirometra erinaceieuropaei is the source of this 9511-nucleotide messenger RNA. The record is from the annotation of a GenBank genome assembly. Lineage: Eukaryota; Metazoa; Platyhelminthes; Cestoda; Diphyllobothriidea; Diphyllobothriidae.